This is a messenger RNA of Merops nubicus (carmine bee-eater), 1748 nucleotides long. RefSeq names its product ARP3 actin-related protein 3 homolog B (yeast) (gene ACTR3B). The transcript is spliced from 11 exons. The record is from RefSeq and is a predicted model, not a curated record. NCBI's taxonomy places the organism in Eukaryota, Metazoa, Chordata, Aves, Coraciiformes, Meropidae. Gene Ontology annotation, molecular function: actin filament binding. Gene Ontology annotation, cellular component: actin cortical patch. The annotation marks the transcript as partial.
GUAUACGAAACUUGGCUAUGCAGGAAAUACAGAACCUCAGUUCAUUAUCCCAUCAUGUAUUGCAAUCCGAGAAUCAGCCAAAGUAGGUGACCAGGCUCAGAGGAGGGUGAUGAAAGGUGUUGAUGAUCUGGACUUUUUCAUAGGAGAUGAAGCCAUAGAUAAACCUACCUAUGCUACAAAGUGGCCUAUACGACAUGGUAUUGUUGAGGACUGGGACCUCAUGGAGAGAUUUAUGGAGCAGGUCAUUUUUAAAUACCUACGAGCUGAACCCGAAGAUCACUAUUUUUUAAUGACAGAGCCUCCACUAAACACACCAGAGAACAGAGAGUAUCUUGCAGAAAUCAUGUUUGAGUCAUUUAACAUACCAGGACUUUACAUUGCUGUUCAGGCAGUGUUGGCCUUGGCUGCCUCUUGGACAUCACGGCAGGUUGGAGAGCGUACUUUGACUGGAAUUGUCAUCGAUAGUGGGGACGGAGUCACCCACGUGAUUCCUGUGGCAGAAGGCUAUGUAAUUGGAAGCUGCAUCAAACAUAUUCCUAUUGCAGGUAGAGAUAUUACUUACUUUAUUCAACAGCUCCUAAGGGAAAGGGAGGUGGGAAUUCCUCCUGAACAAUCUCUGGAGACAGCAAAAGCCAUAAAGGAGAAAUACUGUUACAUUUGCCCUGACAUAGUGAAAGAAUUUGCCAAGUACGAUGGAGACCCUCGGAAAUGGAUCAAACAGUACACUGGCAUCAAUGCAAUCAACAAAACCAAGUUUGUUAUAGAUGUGGGUUAUGAAAGGUUCCUUGGACCCGAAAUUUUCUUUCAUCCUGAGUUUGCUAAUCCUGAUUUUAUGGAGUCCAUUUCGGAUGUGGUUGAUGAAGUCAUACAGAACUGUCCCAUUGACGUGCGGCGUCCGUUAUAUAAGAAUGUGGUGCUCUCAGGGGGAUCCACGAUGUUCAGGGACUUUGGACGACGGCUGCAAAGGGAUUUGAAAAGAGUGGUGGAUGCGAGAUUGCGACUUAGCGAGGAACUCAGUGGGGGCCGGAUAAAACCCAAACCAGUUGAAGUUCAAGUGAUAACACAUCAUAUGCAGCGUUAUGCAGUUUGGUUUGGUGGUUCCAUGCUGGCUUCAACACCAGAAUUUUUCCAAGUAUGUCACACCAAGAAAGACUAUGAAGAGUAUGGCCCUAGUAUUUGUCGUCAUAAUCCUGUUUUUGGAGUCAUGUCAUAACGCUCAUCUAAUGGAAGCAAGAUCACUGAUACCUUGCUGGUGAAGAAACUCAUGUAAAGCAGAGGAAGGCAGUAGAUACUGUAAAUACUGAAGGAAGAUGUUGUUAUCUCUGGGAUGCAUUUGGAUCACCACCGUGCACUGAAGCACAACUCACAGCCCCAAGUCAUUUCAGUAAAAGCCAUUUCUCUGCUGACUACUUCAAAGCCUAUCCUUCUUUCUUCCUAAAUGUGAGGUAAUUGAAUAUAGGUAAGUCUCAGUUUAGGAGAUUGUGCAAAUACUACUGAAACUGACUCUAGAAGAAUAAGGCAGUGUUUUACUGCUUGUGGAAGGAUUUACCCCUUUCCCACUUUGCCCUGAUUCUGCAAUCAAAUCUUUUGCAACGGAGCACUGAAUACCACAUUGCCUUCAGGGGAGUUGGGAUGGAUGCAGGUACCUGCCCCAAAGGAUUAGAUUGCAGGAUUAGGACUGCACUUUGUAAAUGUAGGUUUUUUCAUAUCAUUUUGUAUUUUAUGAUAUUGGUAGGGUAAAUUGGUGA